AUGUAUGGAAAGAGAGCGCGUUCAAACAACAUCACAAUGCCUCCAAUAUUUGAUAUUUAUCGUAAGCCAAUAUUUGAUGAAUCGAUUCGAAAGGCUGAAUACCGAACUUAUGCACCAUUCAUCAAAUCAUUCAACUGCAAUGAUAUUGUCGAAUUUAGCAUUAAUCAAGUUGACUCGUUUUUUGCAAUGAGCGAAACCUUGUUAUGCAUUAAAGGAUCACUCGAAAUAACUGGAAAUGGUGGCGUCAAACUAGCAAAUAAUGUGGGUGCCUUCCUUUUCGAUUCGUGUACGUACAGCGAAAGCGCAAGGGAGAUGGAAACAGUGCGGGAUCCUGGCAUCGUAAGUGCUGUACGUGCCAUGACAUGUUAUACGCAAGAAGAUUCUAAUUAUAUGGUUAUGGCUGGAUGGAAUUACCCUAAGGAUCCAAUUCUAAACGCUGCAGAUCAUUCAUUCAGCAUACAGAUGCCUCUUAAGCAUGUUUUCAACAUUUUUAAUGAUUAUCCAUUGAUUACGUGUGGUCGUCAAACAAUAAGACUAGUUCGAGCUCGAAAUGAUAACGAUUGCAUAGUUAUUACAGAAAAACAAAACGCUGACAAAACUACAACUGUUACAACCGCUAAGAUUAACAUUACCAAUAUUGAGCUUAGAGUGAAGCACACAUUCCCCAAUGAUGAUAUUAAAUUGGAACUCAUGAAAUCUAUUCAACAAGAUCAACCUAUAGUUAUUCCGUUUAGAAAGUGGGAAUUACAUGAAUUACCGUUAUUGUUUUCUUUCAAACCAACAAACGCGACAAGAUUACAGCUGAUCCUACUUUAUUUGACAAUGUCAACAUCCAAAGUAUUAGAUUAUCGUUAA
Messenger RNA from Diabrotica virgifera virgifera (western corn rootworm), 855 nucleotides. RefSeq lists its product as uncharacterized. Lineage: Eukaryota; Metazoa; Arthropoda; Insecta; Coleoptera; Chrysomelidae. The coding region runs from base 1 to 855 and encodes 284 amino acids. The record is from RefSeq and is a predicted model, not a curated record. The transcript has a single exon.